GCAAUAAGCAAUGAAUUUUUAUAAGAAUAUAAUGGUAUAUAAGGAGAUAUCUAACUGGUAAUUUCUCUCAAGUUUUAAUUUUAAUCAUCAAUUAAAUAUUACAAAAUGGGAAUCACAGACAAAAUUCAAGAAAAGUUAGGCGGAAAGGACAACACACAAAAGUAUACCUCCGAAGCACAAAAGCACUAUAAGAAUGGUGACUUUGACCGUGCCAACAUUGAAAAGUAUGGUAACGAUGGCGACAAGGCUGCUGGUAAGUAUCUUGGAAGAGAAAACUUGUCAGGAUCUGAAGGUGGGAUCGGUACCAGAAUUGUAGGUGGUAAGCCUACCUCUGCUCAAGGUACUACUGGUACUACUGGUACUACUGGUACUACUGGUACUACUGGUACCACCGGUGGUCACUCUGGUGCCACUGGUGCUGGUGCUGCCGGUGUUGGUGCCGCUGGUGUUGGUGCAGGUGCCGCUGGUGCUCAUCACUCUGGAUCCCACGGUACUUCUGGUACUCACGGUUCUACUGGUGCUUACGACUCCACUGGUACUCACGGUUCUACUGGUGCUUAUGACUCCACUGGACGUGGUACAACUGGUACCCAUGGCUCUACCGGCGCUUACGAAUCCACACAUGGUUCUUCUGGUGCUUAUGACUCCACUGGUCGUGGUACUACUGGUACCCAUGGUACUACUGGUACUCACGGUUCUACCGGUGCUUACGACUCCACUGGUCGUGGUACUACUGGUACCCAUGGUUCCACUGGUGCUUACGACUCUACUGGCUCCCAUGGUACUACUGGUACUCACGGUUCUACUGGUGCUUACGACUCUACUGGUCGUGGCACCACUGGUACCCAUGGCUCCUCCGGUACUUCUGGUAAGUACGAUUCUGCUUAUGGUACUACUGGCUCUCAUGGUGCCCAUUCUGGUCAUGCCAAUGACAGCUCUUAUACUCAUGGAUCUUCCGGUACAUCCCACAGUGACAAGCACUCCACUCCUGGCCACUCUCUUUCCGGAUUCAGCACUGGUAACUCCAAGUUGGAUUCCGAAAUCUCUUCUUUAGAACCACAUCUUCAAGAACAAGCUAAGAAUGCUUUCCACAAGGGUUACAACGAUGCCAAGGGUUUCAAGGCCUAGUUUUUAUCUAUGUAUUUUAUGAAUAAAAUUUUAAAUUUAUAUUAA
[Candida] anglica is the source of this 1173-nucleotide messenger RNA. The record is from the annotation of a GenBank genome assembly. NCBI's taxonomy places the organism in Eukaryota, Fungi, Ascomycota, Pichiomycetes, Serinales, Debaryomycetaceae.